AUGAAGCUCUACACGACCCUCAACGUUACCCUUGUCGCCAUCACCGUGAUCACCAUGCUGUCAGCCUCAGCAGCGCCGAUGCUCGCCAGAUCUCUCCCUAUCAUCCCCGAGCAGAACGAAAACGUUGCUGUUUGGUGGAAAAAUUACAUGCUUCUUCACUCUAAGAAGGACCCGCCCAUCCCAGAUCAAAUCGACGGGUUGAAUGACGAAGAUCUUGGAUUUCACUUCAAACCAUUCAGCCGACGAGUUGCUCAGCUCGAUCACUUGAAGACCUGGGCUCUGGCAAACCCAGAAACGCAUAGGGCAUUGACCGGAGGCCAGCGGGAGGUGUUGAAAAGACCGUUCUUUGGAUGGGACAGUCAAGCGCUUAAAAGCGAUAAACUGGAUUCUGUGUCCCUGCACAGUAGGCUGGGGGUGGAGAAGACCUUUGUAGCGGAUGUUGAGAGCAUCUUGUACGAUCUGGCAAAGCAUUUGCCCGAUCUAUCGCCACGACCCUAA
Molecule: messenger RNA, 498 nt
Organism: Ustilago hordei
Lineage: Eukaryota; Fungi; Basidiomycota; Ustilaginomycetes; Ustilaginales; Ustilaginaceae
Exons: 2
Coding region: 1-498 (165 amino acids)
Source: RefSeq, a predicted model, not a curated record